Molecule: messenger RNA, 935 nt
Organism: Phoenix dactylifera (date palm)
Lineage: Eukaryota; Viridiplantae; Streptophyta; Magnoliopsida; Arecales; Arecaceae
Product: chalcone isomerase-like protein 2
Molecular function (GO): intramolecular lyase activity
Source: RefSeq, a predicted model, not a curated record
GAGGUAGUUGGGAGAAGCACCCUCUCAACCACCCACCUCCUCUUAUUAAAACCCUCUCGCCUUCUCUCUAAAACUUGGCCUCCAUCGCAUCUGUGGAGUUCUCCUAUCGCUACAACUCUGCCUCUCUGCUCUUCAGUUCUCCAUCUAUCCUUUCCUUUUCAUCAUGGGCUCUGAGAUGGUGAUGGUGGAUGGAGUUCCAUUCCCUCCUGAGAUCGUUGCCAAACCUUUAGCUCUCCUUGGUCAUGGUAUUACGGAUAUUGAGAUCCAUUUCCUUCAGAUAAAGUACAAUGCAAUUGGAAUUUACAUGGAGAAAAAUAUCAUCGAACACUUGGGGAACUGGAAGGGCAAAAAAGGAGCUGAGCUAGCCGAAGACGAUACCUUCUUUGAGGCUCUUGUUGCUGCUCCUGUGGAUAAAUUUUUCAGAAUUGUGGUGAUAAAAGAGAUAAAGGGCUCUCAGUAUGGUGUGCAACUGGAGAGUGCCGUCAGAGAUAGGUUGGCAGCCAUUGAUAAAUACGAAGAAGAAGAAGAGGAAGCACUUGAGAAGGUUUCUGCAUUUUUCCAGUCCAAAUAUUUUAAGAAGGAUUCAGUGAUCACCUUUAAUUUUCCAGCGAGUCCUCGCACUGUUGAGAUAUCAUUUGUAACAGAAGGAAAGGAGGAAACAAAGAUCAAGGUAGAGAAUGCAAAUGUGGUUGAGAUGAUCCAAAAAUGGUACUUGGGUGGGAGCAGAGCUGUGUCUCCAACCACAGUGAAAAGCUUGGCUGAAAAUAUUGGAACAAUGCUUUCGCAGUAGAUCUUACAUUUCUCUUCUGUAGUUUGGGUUUGGUCACAAAUAAAUGCUACUUCAGUAGGUGUGCAACUUUUGUUGUUCUUGUUUUGUUGAAGUCUCCAUUGUAUCUCCUAAAAUGACUAAAAAUCUACUUUCUAUCUCAUUCUCA